AUGUUUGUUUAUUAUUUAACAGAAGUUAUAAUACAAAUGAAACAAAACAAGAGAAAUACACAUAAAAAGGUGUCGUCGAGCGGUUCGUACGGACGCACCGUUUUGUGGCCAAACGCAUCGCAACGUAGAGUUAUUAAUCAGGCAAUGAAAAACAUACAAGCACAAUCUUGUGUGCGGUUUAAACAGCGGACUAAUCAACAUGAUUAUUUGCAACUAUUUAAAGGACAAGGGUGCUAUUCAUCAAUCGGCAAAACGGGUGGCCGACAGUACCUAUCGCUGGGCUAUGGGUGUCAUUACGUAGGGGUGGCUACACAUGAAAUACUACAUACGUUGGGCUUUUACCACGAGCAGAGUCGGGCCGAUCGGGACAACUACCUGACCAUUCACUGGCAAAACAUCGCUCGGGGUAUGUCCUCACAGUAUGACAAAGUGUCCAAAUCGGCGAAUCAUUUGUACGUUGGCUUUGAUUACCAGUCAAUCAUGAUUUAUGGGGCAAAAGAUUUCAGUAAAAACGGCAAAUACACGAUGACUGCCAAACAACGUGGUGUCCGGCUAUCGGCACAAAACAAUAGGCGAAGUAUGAGCUCAUUGGACGCCCGGGCCCUCAACACUAUGUAUGGGUGCAGUGGCGGCGGUGGCGGCUCAGGGGCUAAGAAACGGAAACGUGGCUAG
Molecule: messenger RNA, 672 nt
Organism: Medioppia subpectinata
Lineage: Eukaryota; Metazoa; Arthropoda; Arachnida; Sarcoptiformes; Oppiidae
Source: the annotation of a GenBank genome assembly